AUGAAUGAAUUUUACUUGAUAAACAACAUACUAAUAAAAAAUGUUAUAGCUCAAAGAUAUACAAAAUGUAUUUAUAAGAACAACAGUGAGAAUAAUAAUAGUAUUAUAUUAUACUUUUAUAAGUUGUGUAAAAAAUAUAAAGAGUUAAUUAAUUAUGAAUAUUUACAAUACCCUAAAAAAGAGUUACAUAUAUCAUAUACAAAUAGUAGAGAUAAAAAAAUUAACAACAUCAAAAAUAGAAUAAUAAAAAGAAAAGUAAUUUGUAAUUUCCGUCUUAUAAUUUUUUUACUUUCUGUUUUAAUAAUAGUUUAUUUGGGAUUAAUUAAUUUAUUUAUUUAUGAUAAUAAUAAUAAUAUAGAAUGCAAAAUACAGUUUACCGAAUGUCCUAUAAUUUUGCAUGAACAUGUUAAUAAUUUUUUAAAAAGCUAUAAAAUAAAUAAUAUAAAAAAAGAACAAAUUGCAGCUAUUUAUAAAUUUAUGAACAAUCAAAAUGGAGAAAACAUAAUAGGGUCAUAUUUAGACAAUGAAAAAAAAGACGAAAUAAAUAGUGGGAUAAAUAAUAAAAGACGUAAAAAAUUUUAUAAAAUAUUAAAUAAUGAAAAAAUAAAAUGUAAAAAUUGUAAUAUUGUUUUUAAAAUUUUGAAAAAUGAUGAGACAAUAGAAGAUAUACUAAAAUUUGAAGAAAACAAUAAGUGUGUGCAAAAGAUGGAUGUCAAUUCAUGUGUUAAUGUUAAAAAUGGGAUUAUCAAAAAUAAAAAAAUACAUAUAUAUAAAAAAUAUGCAGGCCCAAUUAGGGAUAGUAACUAUUUUGAAAAAAUAAUUAAACACAAAAAAAUAUUUGCCAACGAGCAUAACUACAGUUCAUAUAUGAACGAGAAAAUCAUAAUAGAUGACAAUAUAAAAUAUAUCUACCCAUUUAUGAAUGACUAUGUACUAAAUUUGGACUGGUUUAAAUUGUAUGAUGAAAAUGGUAAAGAAAUUCCAGUAAAUACUGAGCAGUUAGAGAGGUUGAACUUUGUAGAGAAAAAUGGAACGGAUUUGUGUCGUUCUUCCUACAAACAAAAGUACAGGGAUAGCACUUUUUUUUGGAUGUGCUCUGAUUUUUAUAAAAAUCAAAAAAGUUCAGAGGAAUAUAUGAUAUCUAAAAUGAUUGAAAAAAUAUUAAAUUUCAAAGAAUCUGGAUAUUCACAAAAAAAUAAACAUAUAAUAGAGAUGUCAAAAUUUAGUCCAACAAAAAGUACAUACAAACAUUUUGGUUAUGUUACUACAGAUAUAAAACUUCCUAUAAGCAUAGGAAUUUAUAAUCGUUUUAAAUUACUUGAAGCAGAUUUUUUAAUUAAUGAAAUGAUUGAUGAUAUACAGAGAGCUCUUUUUUCUACUAAUAAGAAGGAGCUAGAAAUUGAAAAAAAAAGUAAGAGCAUAUUUCAAUCCGAAGUAGAUGUUUUACAUACCCAUAUUUGUGAACACAAAUUUGCAUUUUUUGGAGAUCAGCAUGUUGAGGGUAUUAGUAAUGAGACAGACAAAGAAAACGUAAAAGAUAUUAUAAAAAGUGAUCAAAGAUCUUAUGAAAAAGUUGAAAAAUUAAAAAAAAGGAAAAUAUGUAUAUGUAGAAUAUUAUGGAGAAGGUUUGGAAAAUGGCUAAGAAGAUGCUAUGACAAAUUUUUUAAAAAUUGUAUGUCACACAAUGAAGAAAGAAAAGAAAAGAAUAUGAUCGAUUCAGUAAAUAAAGAAGAAGGGACAUAUGUAUUAGUAGAAGAAAUUGAAAAUGAAAAAAGUGGAGAAAAAAUAAAUGAGGAACAUAUAAAAGAAUUAGUAAUUAUAUCAUCAUCUAUAUUUUUUGGAAAAAUGAAAAUGUUAUUAAAAAUAUGUAUAAUAAUUUUAAUAAUUAUAUUUUUGAUUACAAUUUUUUUAAUUAUGUAUUAUAUUUAUUUAAUUAAUAAUAAAGAUGUGUCUAUGAUUAAUAUUCAAGAUAGUUCGUUUGAAUAUAUUCCAAAAUAUUUAAAAUAUGAAUCGAAAAAUGGUGUUAGUGCAUCUAUUUCAGAUGCUGAGAAAAGUUUUUUUGUUACUGGAAAGCACAAGAGCUAUCCAUUUUAG
Molecule: messenger RNA, 2094 nt
Organism: Plasmodium vinckei vinckei
Lineage: Eukaryota; Apicomplexa; Aconoidasida; Haemosporida; Plasmodiidae
Product: conserved Plasmodium protein, unknown function
Exons: 4
Coding region: 1-2094 (697 amino acids)
Source: RefSeq, a predicted model, not a curated record